AUGUAUCCGUACGAGCAACAAAAGGUGCAGAUUUAUGAUAUUAAUACACUUUUUGAAGAGCCUAUCUCCAAAGAAAUACUCAUAUAAUACCAUGAAAAGUAUUGCAACAUUACAGCAAAAGAUUUAGAUAAGUGGAGAACAAUAGGCAGAACUAUUUACUAAAUUACCAAUCAUACUGAGCGAUAAACUCGUGUAUAGAUGAGAAAUAUAAUAGAAUUCUAUACACUUUUGAAUGAAAAUCACCUUCUCUACGAAGAUGGUAAGAACAGAUGGCGUGAAGUUUACUUAGCUGAUGACAAAGUAUUCGAUUUCUUUAUGAAUUCAUUCUUCUAUGAUUGCGCAAAGUAUUUGAUUGAUGAGAAAAUAUUUCAUUAUGAAGAAACGACUGAACUCUCUAAUAAAAUCCUCCUACAAUCUGUUUACCUAUUUAUUACUACAUUUGAUAAAACAACUGUCUCAGUUAUAGAAAUGCUUGCAUACAUUUUCGAUCAUAAAAAGUAGUAUUUCUAAAUUAACAACAAAAUAAGCUCUACAUUUCAUAUUCAGUAACUUUUUGGUUUGAGGGAAGACAUUCGUGAAUGGCUAUAAAACCUCUAAGUAGGAUAAAUAGUAGAUGCAAUUAAAAUUGAUAAAUAAUAUGUUAAGCACUGCUGGAGCAGAGCAGAAAUCGUUAAUAUUUAAGAUGACCAUAUCUUUAUUAGAUUUUUGAAUUCCUCUAAGCAGUUUAAUAGGUCCGUUUUCAGAGAAAACUUUGACAUUCGCGAAAAGGGUUCAAAAUGCCCAGACGAAGAAAUGGAAUGGAGACUUUAACUUAAAGAAGGAGAUCUGGUAGAUUGCUGUGAUACUUCUCAUGUAUUUUACAACAGUACUGUACUUUAAGUAAAAGAAAUUGAAGAUGAAUAAGGUUAUACGAUAAAAUAGGUUUAUGUUGGUUAUAGAGUUUAUGAUCCAAAUGGUUAAAGAAAAGAUGAUAAAGGUAAAUUUAAUGGGUGGUCAUAGUAGUACGAUGAGUGGUUUGAUGCUACACACCCUCGCAUUUAAAAAUAUUAAUCAUAGGCAAAAAAAUUAUACACUAAAGCAUCUACUACCAAUUAAGAUGAGCAUAUAGAUGAUUUCAAUGAUUUAGUUUAGGUCUUAGAAGUAGAAAAUGAAGUAGUUUAUGCUUCACCUAAAAAAAAUUAGGCUGUUAAUUUAUUUUAGCUUGCAGCGAUUAACAAAUUUGGUAAAAAGGGUGGUUUUGAAUUGAUUUUAAAUAAGAUUGAGGGAUAAGGUGAAGAAUGGUGCUCUAUCGACCAUUUAGCAAGCUUAAUGCACAUGUUUGCAAAUGUUCAAAUGUGUUUAAAUAGAAAUUUUGUUUACCCAUAUGCUAAAAGAAUCAUUCCUGCAGUCCAAAAAAGCAUAUUAGAUAGCCCACCAAGCAACUUGCGUAACUUCACAAAGGAAAAAAUAGAUAGUGUCAAUAUGGGUUUAGGAAGUUUUAUGAAAAGGAUUUACUCAAUAGGACAAAAAAUUGAAAUGCUUGAAAAGUUUAACUUAUAGACUGCACUUCAAUCAUUCAAUUCUGAAUUUAUAACAACCUAACUAUAAGGUCUUAAAACUAUUAUGGAACUUCUAUCUUAACUAAGGAGUGAUAGAACAGCUGAGUCACUUUAGUCUUCGGAACUAAAAGAUUGGAUUGAAGAAAAUUAAAUAUUUUAAAAGCUAUUUAAUAGUUAAAAAUAUCAACUCAUUUAAAAGGCAGGUGAUUUCUUUAAAUUCAUGCUUAAUGAAGGCAUGAUAAAAGAUUAACACCUUGAAAUUCUUUGGAACUAAACACGCAGAAAUGACACAGAACUUAAAUUAGCUAUUUAUAAAAUUUUAUCUGAUAAUUUUUACAUUCAAUCAUUCGACAAAAAUAUUAUUGAUUUCUUUUUGAAAAAAAUUAUUGAUACUGAACCAGAUUAAAUAGGUAUCGAAGAUAUUGAUUUAGUUCAUAGUUUUACAAGAUUUCGUAGUAAUAAAACAAGCGAUUUUUAGGAUAGUGUAAGGCUUUUUUAUUGGAAGUUGAUAGAAAAUAGUUAUGAACUUCCUUUAGAUUUAGUUGAAGAAACCAUCAAAUCUUUUUGUGAAAGCUUCAACAUAGAUAAUAAUAAAAUUACAAUUUAGACUGUCCUCGAAAAGUGUAUAGAUCACAUAAACAAAGGAACUCACAGCACACUUUAUGUUUUAAAAGUCAUUUAAAAGAUUGUUGAUUAACUUUAUACUACUCAAGGCUAUAUGGAUGCAAUAAUAAAAAAAGAAGCUGUUAAUUUCUUGUUCACAGAUAAAAAUAUUGUCCAUGUAUUAGUAAAUAACAUCCGUCAAAUGAAAAAAGACUUGUUGGUAAAGAUUUAAGAAAAUUUAGGAGCUGAUUCUGUAAAAUAACUCACAGAAUAAAUUUUAGACUCAUUUAUUCCUAGAAAUACUUACAUUGAACACAUACAAUCAAGAAUUGAUUUUCUAAAUUUUAUUUAUAUGAAUCUUCCAAAUGAUAUUGAGUUAACCUUAGAAGUUAUUUCUGAAGUUUGGGAUGCAGUUAUUGUUGAAGGUUUAAUUCCUAGAGAAAAAGAUAUUAUUUAUAAAUGGUUCUCUGAGCUUAACACAAACAACAUGAACAACAUGAAUCAAAGUUCUUAGUAAAUAAAGAAAGAAGACUUAGACAUUUUCUUCCAUACAAAACUUUGCAACGAGGAAGAUUUAAGACUUAUGACCCCCGAAGGACUUAAUUGCUUUAAAAGUAUUUUCUGUAUCCUUAACGAAAAAGAUGGAAAAAUGAAAAAAUUCCCUAUCGUUAAAAUGUAUAAUAACAAUAAUAUUUUGUACAAUAAUCAUCAUUACAAUUCCUAGUCAUAUUAUUAAUAAAACGAUGCCAGAACUAAUCCCGACUUUGAAUACUAAAUGCUAGAUCUCCCUACAAACUUAAAGGGAAUAUAAUCUUUAUGGACUUUGAUCACUCUCAAUUAAAACUAAGAAGUUAUUGCAAAAGCACUUGAGUUUUUAAAUAAUCUUCACACAAAUUUCGACUAAAAUGUAUCUGAAAGCGAAGAAAACAUUAAAAGAAGAUAUUACCAAUAGGCUUAUGAGUAUUUGUAAAAGUAAACAUAAGAAGGGGAUUCUGAAAAAAUUAAGAGAUGUAUUAUGAUUAUGGAGAGUAUUCUUGAUGAAAGUGAAAAAAAAGGAAAUGGAGGACUCAAAUCACUUAUGUCUUUAUCUAAAGGAGAGCUAAUUACUCUUUGCUUCUAAACAACCUACUAUAACAGCGAUAUCCCUAACAAUUUUUCAUUUAAGAUGUACACAAACGAUUCAGUUAUGGAUCUCCUAUACAAAGUAGGUUUAUACAUUAAGUGUACUUAUGAAGAGGUCGCUUUAGCAGUUGCAGAGCCAAGAAGAGAAAUAGAAGCAAAGGAAAAUGGAAAAUCUAUAGCAGAAUUAAGAUUAAAAAAUGGAGAAAAACUACUAGUUUCACAAAGAAAAGGAAGCCCUGUGAAAGAAGAGGAGUUAUUGAUAAAUGGUGAAAUUAAUCCUAAAGCUAUUAGAAUAUUUAAAAAGUGGUUCUAGCAAUUCCAAGUUGAUGGAAGAAUGAAACCUUUACAAGUAGCUUAAUUCAUAAACUCAUGUACCAAUGAUAACUGCUAAGAAAAUGAUAAUAGAGUAGUCCUUUGUAUGGAAAAUAAUGAUAAAGGUAAAAAGGGUUAUCUUACUGAAGAAAAUUUCAUAGAAUUUUAUUCUACUGCAUGCCGCAAUAAGCAAGAAAUAGUCCGCAAGAAUCUUGCUACUCAUGGCUACAGAAAAGAUUUAAAGAGGUAUGAUGAAGUAACUAUUGAAUCAAUUGAUGUUACUUCUAUGCCACGUUACAUUUUAGCUCGUGAUGAGAAGUUCUUCAAAAUGGUGUUUGAUUUGUUAGAUAGAAAAGAUGUUGCAAAUGCUACUUGGAGGUUUAUCAGUAGACUACCCAUUAGUCCUGUGCUAUAUGAAAAAAUUGUUAAGCUUGAAGGAAUUAGAAACGAAAAGAAUCCUAAUUGGGAAACUGUACUCGGUGGUGAAUCGAUGUAUAAGCUGCUUUACAAUCUUCACGUCAUUGAAUAUCUCAUGGAAGAAGGAGAAGUUGUUAGUAUUGAAAAUAAGAAAGUAUCCUCAACUUCUUAUAAUAAAAUAAUAAGUGAUGAAUCUGAAGAACUUAAAUAAUUCAAGAUGAAUUGGAGAUCUGAUUUUAUAAAAUUAGGAGGUUUUGACCACUUAUUCAAAAGAUUUAAUUAAUUGAUAACAAAAAAAGAUAUUUUAAAUAUUGAUACUUUCUAAAAGUAUAUCCUUUCAUUUAUUUUAAAGAUUUUCAAAAAUUAUAUUGUGGCAGCAUUUGCAUGCGACCAAUCUCAAAUUUACAAAACUGUCACACGUAUGAGUCUGACUCAUGUGCCUUUACCUGCUUUGAUCUUAUCUAUCAGAGAAGAUAUCAGAAAUAACAGAGAACUGACUGUCAGACGUAAAGAAAGUGAAUAUAGAGAGAAUCUAAUAGAAUAAGAACUGAAAAGAAUGGAGACUAUGGAUGACUAACAACAUGCAAAAAAUUAAAACGAAAAAAAAUAAAACUACGAAGUGAAGAUAGAGGAAAGUGAGGAAUUCCUAUAACUUCUUAGCAGUCUUUAGUCAUAGGGAUUGAGCAAUUAAAUUCUCUAAAAAUUUGAUUUCAUGUCAUUUUUGAAUUAACUUUGCAAAUUGUGUAUGGAUUUCAUCACAUCAAAUUCAGAGCUUGAAAGUGAAGACAGAAUAAUUGUUGAAUAUUCUUUAUUAAUUGUAAGUGCAAUAUUGACUUAUGAUAAAACUAUCUCAGAUUAGUUCUUUGACCAAGACAAAUCAGAAUUCACUUAGCUCCUUUCUUCAGGUCUUUUCUACAAAGGAAAUCAAAAUAUAAGAAAAAUAUUUAACCAUUGCUUCUUUAUGAUUGCUCUUUCUCAUUUGUCAAAUAGUAAUUCCUAACCUAUCUAAAGAUUGAUGCAUGUAUUGAUAAAUAAUAUUCCAGGAUUGCACAAUGAUAACUAAAACUGUACUUAGUAUUUUGAAUUAUUUUGUGGUUUGCUUGAUAGCUUAGCUUAUCAUUAAAUCGAUACAUCUGUCUCAUACGAUUGGUUAGAUUUUUCAUCACUUCUUAAAUAGCUUGUUAGCAGUUUAAAAAAUCAUGAGAGCACAGAAACUAGAACUCACACAAGAAACGAUAAAAUUCUAAUUGGAAUUCUCAAUCUAUGUGAUAGAAUCUUAUCUUUCAAAGAGGAAUUAAAAGUAGAAGUUGGUUCACCAGAAGGUAGCAAUUUAGUGAAAGAGAUUUUCCAUAAAUGCUUAUUUGACUUAUAAGACCAUCAUUUAAUAGAAAACGAAGAUAUCAAGAAAUAUGAUAAGCUAGUGGUUAAAUGCAAAGGAGAAACAAGCAGAAUAGCUGCAUUUAGAUUAUUGCUUACAUUAUGUAAAAAUUGUCCUGAGAAUAUGUAAGUUCUUAUGGAAAAUGGUCUCUAGCAGCUAAUAGAAAUGCUCCCUUAAAAUACUGGAUACUAACUUUCAUAUAUGAGAGAAUCAAAGAGCGACUAUGGAUAUGUUGGAAUAAAAAAUUUAGGAUGCAUUUGCUACAUGAUUGCGAUGAUUUAAUAAUUCUUUAUGACUCCAACAUUUAGGUAUGCAAUUUUAAUGGCGAAUGAUGAAGAAUAAGAAAAUUUAGUUGAAGCAAUUUACAAUAAGAAAAAAAUGAUUACUGAUGACAAUAUUUUACAUCAAUUUUAACAAAUGUUUAGUUUCUUAGAAAUGAGUGAUAGAGUUGAUUAUAACCCAAUAGAGUUCUGCUAUUCAUUUAAAGACUACAGCGGCGAGCCUGUUAAUACAGUCAUUUAGCAAGAUGCUUAGGAGUUCUUAAAUAUGAUAUUCGAUAAACUUGAAAAUGGAUUAAAAAAGACACCAUUUAAGAAUAUUUUAGAAAAUGUUUAUGGUGGAAAGCAAUGUUCCUAAGUCAUUUGCUCAAACUGCAAGCAAGUGAGUACCACCUAUUAACAAUUUUAUAAUCUCUCAGUAGAGGUUAAAAACUUCAAAUCUUUAACAGAAUCCUUAGAUAAAUUUAUAGCUGGAGAGACCAUUUAAGAUUUUAGAUGCGAAGGAUGUGAUAAAAAGGUUGAAGUUACUAUACGUAAUAGCUUAGCUAACUUACCUAAUGUUUUGAUUGUUCAUUUGAAGCGUAUUAUUUUUGACUUGGAAAGCUUGUAAAACAUAAAGGUAAAUACACGUUUAGAAUUCCCUGAAAAUCUUGAUCUUGAGCCAUACACAAAAGAAGGACUUGAAGCUCGCGAAUAAGGAAAUAAAUAAAACCUAAAAGAAAAGUAGAACUAUGAAUACAAGCUUGCAGGAGUUGUUGUUCAUACAGGAACUGCUGAAUAUGGACAUUAUUAUUCUUAUAUCGAUUUUUUGCGUUAGAAAGAGCACAUUAGCCAAUAAAUGAAGGAGAGUUGGCUUGAAUUUAACGAUUCUCGAGUUCGUGAUUUUUCUAUAAAGAAUAUUGAAAACGAAUGCUUUGGAGGACAUAAUACUGACUGGGAUGACAGUAGCUUUAAUUUUGGUUGGUUUAGAAACAGAGAUAAUAGCAAAAAUGCCUAUAUAUUAGUUUAUGAAAAGAAAGUAAAAGACCCUGUUUAAUUAGUGUUUGAGAAUACUUAACAAAUGGAAAAAGUUCUUUAAUAUGUUCCAAUUUCCAAAUAUGAAAUACAAAAACAAGAAUAAUAAUAAAAUGAAUAGAAGGAAUCUGAAUAAGUUAAAGUUCUUGUAGAUUAUUUUGAUUUCUAGCCCUACGUACCUGACAAUUUCUUUAAGAAAGUAUGGAUGGAUAAUCAUCAAUUCAUGUUUGAAAGGCACAUUUACAAUGACAGCUUUUAUUAGUUCAUUAAAGAGAUCACUAAUUCUAUUGAUUUACCUGUAUUAACUGAUGAAGAUUGUCCUAAAGGAUAUUAUAAGGACUAUGACAAAUACCCACAAAAUAUGAGACAAUCAUUCACUAAGCUCCUUUAAACUCAUGCCAAAAUUAUUAUGGAUCUUUUGAGCAAGUCACAUGGUUCAUAGAUGAUUGAUGAAAUGAUUAAUAGACUUAGAAUACUAUUAAAAUUAUGUCCAGAUUACUGCGCCUAAUUCUUCCUUAAUAAUUUUAUGAAAGACUUUGCUAAUAAAGAAGGAGCCAUUAUAAAAUCAUAAGAUCCAUCAGUAAAAAAUUUCCUCUCGAAAAUGUAUGCAGACUGCACUUAAAUAAUUAUAAACUUCCACGACUUAAAACUGACUUAGUCAAAUGACGAUUUAUAAGAAGAAAAGGAAUAAGUUGAAUACGAAUAGAUGUCUGAACAAUAGAGAAAAAAUCAAACUUUAAGAAUGAUUAAAAACAGUAUAAACUACUUUUUGAACACAUUGCUUUAAUACUUACAAGAUUUUGGAUAGAAGAACGUCUUUAAGAACGAACAAUAUUUUAUGUUUUGGGAAGCAUUUAGCUAAUAAGGUCCUGAAUAGAUGAAAUACUUAAUAUAAGCAGAUGUAUGUCUAUUGUUCUUAGAUUACUUCAUGGGGGACGAUUCUCCUCUCUCCAAAACAAAGGAAUACAUGAGUUCUCGUUCUAUUACACUUAGAUAUACUCAUGUCACUAAAUGUAUUGCAAACAUAAUAGAUCAUGCAUAUACCCCAAUAUUUGAUUUUAACAGUAGUAGAAACCUUAAAAGAGAAAUCACUACUAAAUUAGAAUCAAAAUCAUAAAAUAAAGAAGAUGAAUACACUUUGUCAGAAGAAAUUAGCUUAUUUAUUUUUAAUUCAUAGUUCUGGGAAAAAUUAAUCUCGAAUGAAACAAUUGAACCUUCUGUCCUCAAAUAAUUAAUUUAAAAACUUGCCUUUAAUCAACAAUUGAUUACUAAUCUAGUAUCUGAGGCUAUAGUCAGAGGUUUGUAUCGUCUUGGAUUAGAUGAAGUUAAAAUAUAUGCUUAAGCAGUAUACCAUUUCUUAAGUUUAUAAGAUAACUUUAGAAAAAUGCGUAUUGAGGCUGUAUUAGGUGUCCCUAUUUUAGUUUAGAAUUAUCUUUCACCUUAAUAACAUAAUAACUAGGAAGAUUCAUUACAGGUUAUUGCUCACUAUGGAACCUAUGCUCUUAACUGUAUUGAUGACUAAAGUCUCUGUAUGAAAACUUCUUUGCAAAUAGAGAGUACUUAUAGCAUUUUAGAAGCCAUUUAUGUUAAUAGAAAGAAUUCUGAUAGCAUUUCAGUAUAACUAUUAAUUGUACUUCUCCAGCUAGUGAUAGAAAACGAGGAUAUUGCAGAAUAUGUUGCAUUGGCUCCAGCUCCUAGUUAUGUAUUUGCAAAAUACGUCGAUUUUAUUGAUCAUUUCAUAAAAGAAUAUCAUCACAAUAGCUUAAUAUAAAAGUAUGCAAUCGUUCCUAGAGUUGAGCUUGCAUAAAAUUGCUUAAUGCUUUAUCCCUACUUCAGAUAAAAGAUAGAUGCCGUCUAUUAGCGUAACAAUAUUAAAUUUACUUCACCUGAAGAUGAAAAGUCAAAAGAAGAAAGUGCUUCAAAUGAGGAAGUCCUAAUUAAGGAUAAUUAAAAUAGUAAUAAUUAGGAAGGAGGCGAAGAAGAAAAGAAUAUUUCUAACAAAACCUCUAAGGAUAGCAACUAAUAUAAUAUCGUAGUAAAAGAAAUAGAUAGGACUGAAGUUAACUAUUCAAACUCUCAACAGGCUGUUAAUGCUUCUUAAGAUUCUUAAAAUAUUAAUUUCAACAAUAACCAUCUAAACUAAGGAAUUUAUCCACUUUAUACUAUUGGUAAAACUCGUGAUGUGACUGUUCUUAGAGAAGCUUAAUUGCCCAUCACAGAUAAUUUCUUAAAUGAAGAAACAAUGGAAGAAUAUAACUAAAAAUUAGAAUAAGUAAAAACUGAAUAAGAAUUUAAUAAGUUAGUUGAAGAACUGAAUGAAUUAAAAGAAGAGUGUACUCAUUCAUUUGAAUAUUUCAAUUUAUAUGAACGUGAAGUCAACACAUUUAUUACAGAUAGCCAGCCAACCUAAACAGGAAAUAAAUCAUAUGACUCAACUAUAGUAAGAGAUUAUUUUAUAAUUACUUAAAAUAUGUCUUCAACUUCUCCCUGGAAUGGGUUCUUUAAAAAUAAAUAUGCUUCAUACUAUAACUAAAGCUAACUUUCAUAGAUUGAUCAACAGGAAUAAAAUAACAUUAUUGAGAAACAUUUCAAGAAUGCUAAUACUGUAAGGGAAAUAGUAGCAGUAAACAAGACAAGCAAUUAAAUUGAUAUUAAGCUCAAUUUUAUUCUACAUGACCCAGAAAACCCAAACCAAAAGCAAUUACCUAAAUUUGGAAAAUAUAUUAAGGUUAAAGCAAAAAGUAAUGAAGUUAUUUUCUCUGUUUAGAAGCUUAAUUUGUAAGAAGACUGGGGUAAUUAUGAUAUUUAAGUUGAGUACUCAACAUUUUAAUUCAACGACAGAUGCCAACUUCAUUUACAAUUUAUUGAUUUUAGUAUACAAAAAACGAAAUAAAAUAUCCACUCAAUCUAAUAGAGUUUGUAGCUAAAUGAUACAAACUCUUUUCUUAACUUUUUUGGGGUAUUGAAUUCGAAAUAGCUCUUGCCUGUGUAAAAUAUAGAAAAUGCUCCUGAAUAAUAUGAUUAAGAAGAAGAGGAGGAACAAGAACAAGAACAAGAAGUAGAAAACCAUAACAAUGACGAAGUUUAAGAUAGAGGUCCAAGAGAUUAAUAUUAGAAAAUAAAUAGCGGUUAAGAGAGUGAAAACGAAUCAAACUGUGAAGAAAUUUGA
This is a messenger RNA of Tetrahymena thermophila SB210, 9831 nucleotides long. Its product is annotated as ubiquitin carboxy-terminal hydrolase. Gene Ontology annotation, cellular component: cytosol; nucleus. The record is from RefSeq and is a predicted model, not a curated record. Lineage: Eukaryota; Ciliophora; Oligohymenophorea; Hymenostomatida; Tetrahymenidae. The transcript has 19 exons. Gene Ontology annotation, molecular function: cysteine-type deubiquitinase activity; cysteine-type endopeptidase activity. Gene Ontology annotation, biological process: protein deubiquitination.